Molecule: messenger RNA, 3675 nt
Organism: Leishmania braziliensis MHOM/BR/75/M2904
Lineage: Eukaryota; Euglenozoa; Kinetoplastea; Trypanosomatida; Trypanosomatidae
Exons: 1
Coding region: 1-3675 (1224 amino acids)
Source: RefSeq, a predicted model, not a curated record
AUGUUCAAGAGCUCGCUAGCCACCCACAGCAGCAUUGAUCAUGAUCUGUUUCCAUUGCUGACGGUGCGCAGCUGCGUCAGUGAGGCCGACGAGAGCAAGAAUGGGCCACGCUUCUGCGCUGAGGACAAGAUGACCGGCGGCGCCUACGAGAUUCGGAGUCGCAAACUGGACCUGGAGACGGAGCAGUGUGUCAGCGGCGCCGGUUGCCGCCGCGACAACCGAAACCUCUCACAGAAUGAUCUGUGGGCUAUUAAGCGGCAACAAGACCGCAUCAACGCACUUCUUACUGCCUCUGCUCACUGCGCGGUGCCGCCGUGUGUAACGCUACCAAUAGAUGUGUAUAUUCAGGAGCAGCCGUCCACCGGUAACACCUAUGUGGCAAGCGUGGAUGCGUUCUCUGGGCUCUCACUGGGUGACAUCAUCCGCUCCGGCUGGGGCGUGAUGGAGGAACGAGUGUUUCUGGAGAUUCUCAAUGCCGUGGAGGCAUUCGGCUACGCGAGCGCCAGUCUGCCUCCGCAUGGCAAUCUUAGCUCCGAUGCGAUCAAGCAGUUGCUUAUCGUGCGCGACGGUGCCUCGGAGGCUCGGCAGCCGUCACGUUGGGUUGUGAGUGAUUGGUUGUUGCUGAGCGACGACAGCGUCACCUCAUUUGACCCACAGGCGUUUGUGGCGGACCUGGAGUGGGUGCUGCAUUCCUCCUUUGCCCAGUUGAGCAUCUCAACGACCACGGCGCAGGGGAGCGCCCUCAUGCCGGCGGCUCGUGUAGAGGAGCUCGUUGGUGAGACGGUCGACCGCAUUCGUGCUCAUUUGCUCCAGCAAGACACGGGGGCACAAAGCUCUUUCUCCGCAGACGGCUUGACGCAGCUGCCUGGCACGGGGGCACAACCAGACACGAAGGCCGUCCCCGCACCCGCUGGAGUUUUUUUCUCAGAGGUCGCUAACAACAACGGUUUCAGUACAAUGCCACCCUCUCUCCGAAACGGGGUGGGAGUGGCAAGGAGCUUCGAUACUGGUUGUGACAAGAGUGCCAAGUGGACUUUCAAUACUGCAGAAGGUAGGCUCGAGUCUCCGGCUACUGCAGCGGCAUCGAUGCCUUCAGAGUCUCGCCGUGAAUACAGAAGCCCCGGCGUUACCGCAAUAGACUGCGACACUAUCGCCGCGACCGCCAAUAAUGCGGCUGUACCCUCGCUCAGUACAUCGCUGACCGCCUCGCUGGUGAAUAGCAUGGACCAAAGCUCGUGCCGUGCGGCAGGCAAGCGCGACAGCGCCAACGACGCCUACGGCGCUGCUCGACAGAUGUCUCUUAAAGAUAAGGUAGCCUACCAUCAAGCCGCGCUGCGCAACGAACAGCUUGUGGUGAACAAGCACCGUCGCAAGAACGCCCCACUGCCGCCACGCCCCCAACCGGUGUUGUCGCAGAGACGCAAUGUACGACAGAACCUCUCGCCGAGGGCCUUUGCCGACGAUGCGGAGGUCUACUACGACCCGCCUACGCUGACGUCUCCGAUUGAGGUGAAGCCGAGCGCGUACCUAAUGCAGAGCCGUCGCCCUUUGGCGAGCGGGCGAGGCGCUGGCAGCGCUCGCAAGCAUCAGUCCCCGCACAACGCUCGAACACCCAGCAGCGAAACCCAAACGCCGCGCGAGCCUUCACGAUCGACAGCGACAUCACCACACUCGCAACAGCCGUUGGCGACCUCUGAGUCAUCUCCGUGUCAUGAUCAGGUGCGUGAGCGUCUCUUAGAUGACGUGGUGACGACAGCAGUGCUCAAUCAAUACCGGCGGACGCAGGACCAUCGUCUUCGGCUGGAAGGGGAACGUCGCCGGCGAGAGCAGCGGCAGCAGAUGCUCUCUUUGUCCACCCCGCAUCCCGGCGCUGUCGCUCAAGAGCUUGCCGCUCUGACCCCUUUGGAAGCGCCCUGCACGUCUGUAGCCAACCGUCCUGCCCCUGCCUCCCCUUGUGCAGUAAGGAGGGAGGCCGUAAAUACGGAGAAUCGCCGCCGGGUCACCCCACGAAGUAACACAGCGCAAUCCAGCUCUGCCGCAAACCCGAACCAUGGCAGCAGUGCUGCACCUUCCCGCUGUUGUCCUGUCCUCGCGGUGGCAACCAAUGGCGCAGCGAUGAGCCGCAUUGGCACGGUGAGUGAGAGCCCAGAGCCACGGCCCCCGUCACCGCGUUCGUACCGCAUGUUUCACCCUAUUGUCUGCCAGAAGAAACCUGUCGUAAAGGCCGCGGCUGGUUCGUGGGCGAUACCGCAACGAGAACCUGGCCGCGGAGCAGCAACCACAGCAGUGGUGAGCCGAGCGGCACAGACGGCAGUCAAAACCACGACACCAUCGCGCACCGUCUUGUACGGUAUCCGUCCCGACACGUUAGUCAGGGCAGAGCGACCUGCCACAGUCCAUACAGCCGUGAACGCACGUUCUGCGAGAGCGAGAGAAGAGGUAGCGGUCGCAGUGACGGCCGGCAGGGGCAGUAAUACGAGCCGACAACCUGCUUCAGGUGUCGACCCUCGCCCUGGGCGUAGCUUUGCGGCUGCUGAAAAUGGAGCGACUGGAGCAGUCAGACAGCAGCAACUCUCUGCAAGGAAGAAGGGCACCGCCCAGCUAGCGCAGAGGAGAACUGGGGCAGCAACUACAUCGUCUCUGGUUUCGCCAAGAGCGAAGAUAGCAGAGCAGUCGGCGGCGACGCCUUUUGUGAAGCCGCUGUCUUUGGCAGCCGUUCUUGGGCGCACGGCGUUUUCGCGUGCGGGGCAAACGACGACUAGUGCGCGUGGUCCGCCUCAUGCUCCUCGUUUCGAUGCACGGCAGCAGGUUUCCGCACGGAGAACUGCCACAUCGUUUGGCAUGUUGCCGGGUCUCUCUGACUGCUCUCCUCAGCGAAGCAUCAGCGGCGCAAAGUUUGAGGUCCCGAGAUCUGCCAACACCGCCCGCCCACCCCCGGCGCAGCAGCACCAUGGCAUAUCACCAUGCGUGUACCGGAGUGUGUCAUCGACAGGGGCUCUCCACUCGCCUCGCAAUGGUGUCGUUAUCACGCCCUGUGGGCAAUCAGCAACAGCAACACUAGCCACCGCACCGCCAUCCUCGUCGCCCAUUCGGGAGCGACCAUGUAGCGCACGGCAAACUGCAACGCAGACGGAAGCCGCCUCGCCGACGGAGCUUCACACAGUGGAGCCACGGCUGCGCAGUGCGGCCAACGUGGGCCCAGCAAAGGGUGUUGCAUCCGUCAAUCGUACCUCAAUGCAGCGCCUCGAGCCGAAGGUCUGGCCAAAACGCUGGACUGGACGUGCCCGCACCCUUAACAUCCAGAAGGCUGAUCUGCCGCUGACUACCGCAAACAAGGAGAGUCUGGCCUCACCGUGCACACCACCACUAUCGGCUGCCACCGCUGGGGAUGCUGCCAUGACAGCGGUACGCCGAGAUACCUUUAAGGAUGCUACGGCUCAAUGCAGUGGGACCGAGGUGGAGACUCGCACGUCUCGCGGCAGGGACACCGGCGGGUCGUCCACGUCGACUGGUGCCCGUCCAACAGCAGCGUCGCAAAAGGGAAUGCAGAAAAAACAAAGCAACACGUGUGGGCCAGUUCUGCACGCUGGCCCUCUGACGCUGGGUAGGGUGCGUCCUGUCAACGAGGCGUCGCCUGGCAUUCUGCUGCGACGUAAUCGCCGCUCCCCUAUGUAA